AUGGGAAUGUCGGCUAAGAUGGGAGACUCGGCCAACAUUCCCGGAGUUUUCUUUGCUGAUUUUGGACCAGCCCCUCCGGAAAUUACUCCAGAAGGCUAUCACGAGGUUGAACUGAACAAGACAAAAUGGGUUCUUCCACAAUGGUACAACAGUCUACGACCACUGGGAGAAGGAGCUUAUGGAGUUGUGUGUACGGCAGAAUACGAGCCAACUGGAGAUCGUGUCGCCAUCAAGAAGUUUUUCAGACCAUUUCAAAGUACAAUUCAUGCGAAACGAACGUAUCGAGAGUUGAAAUUACUUCGAACACUUCAACAUGAUAACGUUUUGGAAAUGAUUGAUGUAUUCACACCGGAUCCAGAUGCAACUUCUUUGAAUAAUGUAUACUUCGUCUCUGUUCUGAUGGGUUCCGAUCUUCAAAAUAUUCUGAAAAUCCAGCGUCUUACCGAUGAACAAAUCCAACUACUCAUCUAUCAAGUACUCCGUGGUCUCAAGUAUAUUCAUUCGGCUGGGAUUAUCCAUCGAGAUUUGAAGCCGUCGAACAUCGCUGUCAACGAAAGAUGCGAAGUCAAGAUUCUGGAUUUCGGUUUGGCUCGUGCCCAGGACACCGAAAUGACUGGAUACGUGGCAACGAGAUGGUAUAGAGCUCCGGAAAUUAUGCUCAAUUGGAUGCAUUACACACAGACAGUGGAUGUUUGGUCGGUUGGGUGUAUUCUUGCGGAACUCGUUUCUGGGAGACCGUUGUUUCCAGGCGAUGAUCAUAUCGAUCAACUUACCAAGAUAAUGUCGGUUGUGGGAACUCCCAAAGAGGAUUUUUGGUCAAAAAUUCAAUCAGAAGAGGCUCGAAAUUAUAUCAAAAAUCGACCCCCAAUUGUUCGUCAAGAUUUUGGUGCACUGUUCCCUAUGGCAUCUCCAUAUGCAAUUGAGUUGCUUGAAAUGAUGCUAAUUUUGGAUCCAGAUGAAAGAAUCUCAGUGUCAAGUGCCCUCCGACAUGAUUAUCUCCGUGAAUAUUCCGUUCCAAAUGAUGAACCAGUUGCUAUGGAUACGGUAAAAAAUAGCAUAGUAGCAACAGAUCCCGCCGAAGAGCAGGCGACCACACUUGCUGAUUGGAGAGAAUUGAUCUGGAACGAAAUUCGAUUAUUCCAAAAUUCUGCGCGUCGACUCAGUUUUGUUAGCUGUACGGACAAUGAAGAAGAGCCAAUGAAAUUAUGA
This is a messenger RNA of Caenorhabditis remanei, 1209 nucleotides long. RefSeq lists its product as uncharacterized. The transcript has 10 exons. Gene Ontology annotation, biological process: protein phosphorylation; intracellular signal transduction. The coding region runs from base 1 to 1209 and encodes 402 amino acids. Gene Ontology annotation, cellular component: nucleus; cytoplasm. The record is from RefSeq and is a predicted model, not a curated record. Gene Ontology annotation, molecular function: ATP binding; MAP kinase activity. Lineage: Eukaryota; Metazoa; Nematoda; Chromadorea; Rhabditida; Rhabditidae.